Messenger RNA from Suillus discolor, 1470 nucleotides. RefSeq lists its product as uncharacterized. Lineage: Eukaryota; Fungi; Basidiomycota; Agaricomycetes; Boletales; Suillaceae. The record is from RefSeq and is a predicted model, not a curated record. The transcript is spliced from 8 exons. The coding region runs from base 1 to 1470 and encodes 489 amino acids.
AUGAAUGCAAGCGAAUCCGAAGCAGGCGACGAAUAUUAUGAUGAACUCGAGCCCGGUGGCAAGCGCUCGGAGAAAGAUGACGGCUACAUACUUAGGAACGUCCUCAAGCUUCCCCGCACCACAACCUACACGACACAGGCGCUCUACGAGCAGAUCAUUGGCAAUGACAUUAACCUGGAACCCGAGUAUCAAAGAGAUGUUGUCUGGCCAGAGCCCAAGCAAGUAGGCCUUAUUGACUCUAUACUUCGCAACUUUUAUAUUCCACCUGUGAUCUUUGUUUCGCAUCAGCACUCAGAUGGCUCAGAAACCAAGACGUGUGUCGACGGGAAGCAACGGCUCACAUCAAUACAACGGUUCAUGGAUGGACUGGUUGGUCAUAUCUAUCUACAAACUGGUGACAAGUACUGGUACAAGCCGAACGCUUCCAACCAAAGUGGACGGUCCGCGGGCUACAUUCUGCCUGAUAAAUAUCGACGACUGUUUGCAAAUAAGCAGAUUGUAUGCAUAGAAUAUCAGGACCUUCCUGAUUUCGAAGAGCGCGAAAUCUUCCAGAGAGUACAACUUGGAAUGGCCCUCACCCCUGCGGAGAAAUUGCAGGUGAUUAACACCCCUAUGAGUAGCUUCGUGCGACAGCUAGAGGCAGAGUAUUUCGGACAAGACAAGCCUCUAGGUGGCGACGCCCUAGAUUGGGACCGUUCGCGUGGUGGGGAUUUCCGGUGUAUCGCUCAGGCGCUUUACUGCAUCUCAAAGUACCCUUCCCUCCAGUCCGUGGGUACCGUCCUGCAGAUAGAGAAAUGGUUGCACAACCCCGUCCGACGAACCAAAAGCAAAAAGAAAGAAAGUGACGACGACGAAGACCUCACAAAGGAUGAAAUCUACCUCUCAUGCAUCCACGACACGUUCCGUGUUUUCUCGCAGCUAGUCAGCGACCCUGAACUCUGCUCUACAUUCCUACAAUCUGGCUGGCGCAUCUCACCCGUGGAGUUUAUCACCAUAUGUCUCUUAAUCUCCGUGGAGAAAGAUAAGCUGCAACUGCGCGCGCUCGCAGAUAAGCUCGCACGCAUGCGGGAGGCGGUGCGUGAAGAACACGUAGAUAUUCGAAUGAAUGCUCGUGUCGCCAAGACAUUGCUUGACUUCGUCAAAGGGAUUGGCCCUCAGGUGCAAAACACCUCUGGGACGAAGCGAAAGCUGGAGGAGGAAGAUGUAGCAGUGCCACCGAGCACACAGCGAAAACGAACUGAGACCCUGCCAGUACUGUCUCCCACUGUGGGCUCCCACAACCCAAUUCACUUUGUCAAUCCUCCUAUGCUUGUCGCUCCCACUUUUCUGCCGCCGCCGCCACGCCCAACAGCCAUUCCUGACAGACUUGCAGCCCUCCACGACGCUAAGAAGUCCAUCUCAAAUCCAACCCCUCCACGCAUCCCGCCGACUGCACCCGCUGCACUCCGGAAUGCUGGGCCAAGUAGAUAG